Messenger RNA from Porites lobata, 710 nucleotides. The record is from the annotation of a GenBank genome assembly. Lineage: Eukaryota; Metazoa; Cnidaria; Anthozoa; Scleractinia; Poritidae.
UCUGCUAGCGUGUCAUCCAGUGUGUCUACCAGUCCCUCGACCUCCCCAUCGCCCAGUGAGUCCGCAAGUGUCUCCACCUUCACCUCUGCUAUUGUGGCUGCCAGUGUAGCGACCAGUGCCUCGGCCUCCACCUCUUCUCAAGUGUGUCACCUAGUGUGUGGCUCAACCUCCAUAUCGCAGUUUGUGUCGGCAAGUGUCCCGGCUUUCACCUCUGCUUACGUGUCAGCUUAUGUGUCGACCAAAGCCUCGACCUCCACAUCGCUUAGUGUGCCGGCAAUUAUCUCGCCUCCCACCUCUGCUGGGCUGUCAGCCAAUUUGUCUACCAGUGUCUCGGCCCCACAUCGCCCAGUGUCUCGACAAGUCUCUCGUCCUUCACCUUUGCUAACGUGUCAGCUAAUCUCUCGACCGGCGGCUCGGCUUUCACAUCACCCACAGUGUUAACAAGUGUUUCACUCUCCACAUCUGCUAACGUUUCAGCCAAUGGGUCGACCAGUCCCUCGACUUCAACAUCGCCCAGUCUGUCUACAAAUGUCUCGGUCUUCACCUCUGCUAACGUGUCAGCAAAUGUGUCGACCAGUACCUCUGCCGCUACAUCGCUCACAGUGUCGACAAGAGUCUCGGCAUUCACUGCUGCUACCGUGUUAGCCAAUGAGACGACCAGUGCCCUUGCCUCCACGUCACCCAAUGUGUCUUCAAGUGUCUCGGCCUCA